UGGCGCAUUUAUUUGUUUGUUUUUUAUAUUUUAUUUGUAUAUUUUGCAAUCAAUAUUGAAACUAUUGAGCUGAGUACAUUCAAAGAAGAAAUUCAGAUAUCCAUGAGUGGUUUUAACGAUGGCGAAUUCAAGGAUCUGCGCUCCAAAUUGGAUGUCAUGGGCUUCAAUCAAACGCUGCCCGUCCUGGCCAUUCCACUGGUUCAAGGAAUUUUCAGCGACCUGGUCAAGACAACGGAAUGUCUCAGGGACACAAAGAAGCAAGUUUCCGUUCUGCUAGAGGAGAAAGCCUGUUGGGAACUGGGCGUCGAACCCUACAAAUGCGACAACUCCCGCCUGCUAGCUGAAUGCAAUGAACUCCACUUGCAGUUUCUUAGGGAUCGCGAGGACUACGAGCUUCGCUUAUGUGAGGCCGAACGACGGGUGAGAAGUCUGGAGACGGAUAAGGAGCACUUGCAAAGCCAUAACGUGGUGUUACAGAACCAGCUGGAUGCCUUGCUAUCCAAGCAAAUGGUUUCUUCGACGACAGGCAAACGGACGCAAGUGUCGACAACCCGCCAGACCAAGAAACCUUUUAUAACCACAGUACGCUCCGGAAACGUUCUGCCCUGCGUUCUUGGCACUACACUGAAAUGUACGAAAUGCAAUGCGGGAGUGUUUAAGGCCGCGAACACCCCCCAGAAUGGGGUGACCGUCACACAGACCAGCGACCAGGAGGAGCUGGACAAGCUGCAAAAUGAUCUCGCCACGUCCAUCGAACAAUUGGAGUUCUACAAGCGAAAAGUUGAGUCGCGCAAUCGGGAGAUUGCACGGCUAAAUGAUAUGCUGACUGGGGGACGGCCGCCCGCUGCUUUGGCCAAGGACUGUUGCUAUAAGGAAGUGGGUUUCUUAUCGAAGGACAUUGACCUGCUGCAACGAGAGAAGAGUGAGCUUAUUAUGCAGGUGCGCGAGUACCAAGACAAAAUGCACAAUGCAAUGCAGAGGGCCGUAAGCUCAGACGAAGACAACCGAAAGCUUCAAAUGAGCUUAGAUGAGCUCAAACAGGCAGCCCUCCAGGUCGAAGAGCAAGCUAAUUUAGAAAUCGAUGCCCGGGAGCUGGAGGUGAAGCAUCUCCAGGACGAGCUGAAGCAGUUGAAGCAGCAAAACGAACAACAGUUAAACGAGGUACGUCUGGCAGGGGGAGAAGCUCCUUUUGCUGUCCCCUGUGACAAGCGUAAUCUAAACGAACGUUUUAAUUUGCUAACCCGUCGCGAGGAAGAAUUAAAUAGCAUCAUUGAUAAGCAGAAGAAGAAGCUAAGCAAAAUGCAUUUCAAGAUAUCGGAGAUGCAGAAGGAGGCGAAGGACCAGAACCAAAACAGCUCCGUGAGCCUGGAUGAAGAGAAAAUUCGGCUGGCGUCAGAGCGGGACUUCUUUCAGAAGGAAUAUCUACGGAUGAUGGCCAGAUCCGGUUCAGACUCGGAGAUAGCCUUCCUGCGUGUCCAAAUACAGUCAAAGGACGAAGAGCUACGGACACUGCGGAAUGAACUGUGCUCCAACAAACUUCAAUACUCGCCCCAAAAGACUACCCACUACGAGACCCUGCCUCCAUCCACCGCCAGUGGUUCCAUCAGUGAGACCAACAGCCAUCGAAGCGACUGCGUCCAGGCGGCCAUCGGGCGUGUCGAAAGGGAGCGCGACUGUGCCAGGUCGGAGCUGGAGCGAGUGCGCUGCGAGCGGAAUAUGCUAAGGGAGAAGCAGCUGUGUUCCGUUCAAUUGCAUGCAGAGGAGCUCCUGGCCCUUCGGCAGCGCAACGAGGAUCUCAAUGGCCGAUUGCGGCAGCUGGAACGCGAUAACAAGGACCUGAACUUAGCUCGCCUUCCAGGGGAAACGAAUAUGGCUCUGCUCAAAGAGGACAUAACCCAGCUAAGGCAUCGUCUGGCCUCGCUUCAAGCCGAAAUCGACGAGCUAAAGACCGAGAACGAGCAGAUAACCAUGCUCAAUGAGCAGAAUGAACGAAUUAUAGCAGUUUUUCAAAGUAAACUGAUGAUAUCCGAGCGCCAGCGACAGUCUGCAGAUGUCCGGGCCAGCACAUUGGACUCCAGUCGCGAAUCCAACCGGAAUGAGGUCACCCAUCUGCGCAGUGAAAUCGGUGCCCUGCGUCAGACCUACAUUACCCUGGAGAAUGAAAAGGACACUCUUCUGCAUCAACUGGAUAGCAAAACCGAGCGAGCAUAUAAACUAGAAAACGAGCUCAAGAAUUGCAAGGAGAAGAGAAAUUGUCUGGAGCAAAGCGUCAAGGAGCUGGAAGAUCAAGUGCGCAAACUGAGCAACAGAAAUCGACAGUGCGACUCGGAACUGAAUGAGACUUCAACAGAAAGUAAAGUGCUGCGGCAACAGAUUGUGGCACUUAAGGCCAGCCGCGAUGAGGCCAUAGCAGAGAAUGGCCGCCUUAUGGACGUAUUCAGCGAUGCCCAGGUGGAAGUCAGGACUCUGCAGAAAAAGCUCAAGGAGUCGGAGCAGAAGGUAGCGAACAUGAAGGAUCAGCUACACAAGUACGUCCAGGAGGUGAAGAAGGCAGAGGACCUGCUCCUGAAAAAGGUGUGUUCUACUCGAACCUUAAAGGAAAAGGAGCGUGACGAACUCUUGGACAACUUCCACAGCCUCACCAACGAGCAGGUGGUGCUUGAGGGAAACAAUCAGAGUCUGGAGUGCGAGGCAGCCGAGUCAAAACGUCAAAUCUGCGAGCUGGAGUGCGAGAUGCGCAUACUCAAGGAUCAUCUGCAGUGUUGUGAGUGCAAUCUGAAGGAGAUGGAACUACAAUUAGCUGCCGCUAGAGCCACCGCGCGCUGCCUGGAGAGGGAGCUGGAGAAUGUCCGCGACGAUCUGCGCAUCCAGAAGGUCGAUCUUGAGGCACGCAAAGAGCUGUGUGACAAGCUGGAUGUGGAAAAGGCAAAGCUUAAUGCCGAGUUAAAUGAAGUCAAUGAAAUUAGAAAGAAGCUAGAGAAGCAAUGCGUGAAGCUGCGCGACGAACUCCACCGGACGGCGAACGUCUCCCAAGUAACCACAGAGACCACGUAUCAGUUGCUGGAGAACCUGCACCAGGAUCAGCAGCGUCAGGAUGACAAUGGCAUCAGGACAAACAACGAGAUGGAUCGACUGCAACAUCUAUACCAACAGACCAUGGAAAAGCUGCAGGAGGAGCGUGCCCGCUGCACCCAGCAGGAGCUAAUGGCCACCAAGUACGAAGAGCAGGCACGUGAACUACGUAAGAACCUCGACCAGGAUCGUUUCUGUCGGGCACGUACACGUGAAGUCAGUCCCAGGGUGCCCUCGGAAACAUUGUAGCUAGUUCGAUCCCUUUAUUAUUCCCUUAUGUUUGUUUUUUUUUAUUUCAACUCAAAUUUAACGUUCUUAGGGCUCUCGAAGUUGUAUAAUA
Molecule: messenger RNA, 3412 nt
Organism: Drosophila guanche
Lineage: Eukaryota; Metazoa; Arthropoda; Insecta; Diptera; Drosophilidae
Gene: Cep135
Product: centrosomal protein of 135 kDa
Exons: 12
Coding region: 103-3321 (1072 amino acids)
Source: RefSeq, a predicted model, not a curated record